This is a messenger RNA of Exophiala viscosa, 2119 nucleotides long. RefSeq lists its product as uncharacterized. NCBI's taxonomy places the organism in Eukaryota, Fungi, Ascomycota, Eurotiomycetes, Chaetothyriales, Herpotrichiellaceae. Gene Ontology annotation, molecular function: actin binding. Bases 420 to 1835 code for a protein of 471 amino acids. The record is from RefSeq and is a predicted model, not a curated record. The transcript has a single exon.
GCCACACAAGUGGAUUUGGGCUGCGCCUGAACCGGUGCCCGUACUUUGACAGAUUGUGUGGAGCAAGCGGAGGGGCCUGAUUUGGUGCUAUUUCUUUCCUGAAGUCCAGCGCCUGCAGUCGCAUGACGAGGUGCUAUUCGCUUCUCACCAACCACAAAUCUCCAGAAUACACCUGCACCAACGCGAUAUUGAAAUUCCAACAUUGGCAGACACGCAGCUUGCUUGCCUCCAGGCUGCUAUAUAAGUAGUCCUCGUGUUGGAGAGGCUUGCCGAUCUUUUUGGUUACGAGCUGUUCUCCAGAUGUUGAACCUCGCCGGAUGCGCACCGCCUUGGUCAGAGUGAUCUUUACCGGCCCGAAGAACAAGUGAAGGCUAUCACAUCUAAGUGACUCUUGAUCCGAUCUCACUCCCGGCCACACCAUGCCUCCCCCUCCCCCUCCACCACCGCCGCCUCCUCCUCCUCCUCCUCCUCCUCCUCCUCCUCCACCAGGCAUGGGAGGGCCACCUCCUCCGCCUCCCAUGCCUGGGAAUGCUCUACCUGCCGCUCCGCCAAAAGCAGUCGCCAAAGGGCGGGACGCUCUGUUGACAGAUAUCACGAAAGGUGCAAGGCUAAAAAAGGCUGUCACACAUGACCGUUCGGCACCCGUAGUUGGCUCAACAUCUGGCAGCGGUGGAGGAGGGCCUGUAGGAGGAGCACCUCCUGUACCAGGGAUGAAGGCUCCCAGCAGUCUCGCACCACCAGUACCAAGUGGGAACCGAGCCCGCAGUAGCAGUGACACUGGAUCAGAUGCUACAGCAAGUCUCGGAGGCGCGCCACAGUUGGGCGGAUUGUUUGCUGGAGGCAUGCCGAAACUGAAAAAGACUCGAGGAGGAAUUGCAACCGGUGCUGGACAGGACGGUGCUCAUUCGGACUCCGAAACUACGCAUACACCCUUUUCUCGACCUUCCUUAGCGGCCGCACCGCGUCCGCCUUCGAUGCCAGCUCCUCCUAUACCGGGUGGCAGACCUCCUAUUGCCCCGUCCAUAGACUCUGCGCCGGCAGUCCCGAGUCCGUUGGCAAACCUGAAAAAGCCUCCUCCAAGGCCAACAGCGAAGUCUUCGUCAGUGGUAAAUCUUGCUGCUGGAAAACCUCCACCUCCUCCACCGACGUCGAGGAAAGUGAGUACAGCAGCACCACCGCCUGCUCCUCCUCCACCGCCACCACCUCCUGUAAGCUCGAGUCCGGCUCCUCCCUCAGCACCCCCUCCUCCGCCCUCAAUAAGUCCAGCUCCGCCAGCACCACCACCUCCUCCUCCGCCCCAAGCAGCACCUUCUGCACCUCAAGCACCACCUCCGCCACGUUUUGCUGCAAGUCCAGCACCCCCUGCACCGCCACCGCCUCCACCACCAAGCAGUGCACCGUCUUUUGCUGCAGCACCACCACCUCCUCCGCCUCCUCCGGGCCCACCUCCACCACUCACCUCACCACCGACCACCAAUGGCGGGGGCCCGUCACUAGCAUUGAAAGCUGCAUCCGCUGCCUUCGGGAGACAGCCCUCUUAUGGAUCAUUUGAGGCACCUCCAUCGCCUUCGUCGCCUGCUGUGUCGCCACCACCUUCUCGAAGGAUAUCACAGCUCCCAACACGAUCAACUUUAGACGCCAGUGCCUAUACGUUGACGAAUGGAAGCUCUCUUGGGUCUCCAGGGCGAAGUGGCUCCUUCAGAGUGGAAGACUCUAGAUGGAAAUUCCAGGACGAGAGCCAACUACCACCCCCGAGACAGUUUACGGGAAUUCCAAAAAGGUAUCGAGCAGGGAGAGGAAGUAGUGUUCCUCUUGAUCUUUCACAAUUUGAUUGAGCUGUCUACUCCAAAUCGAACAUUACGGACGGACUGGAAACCCUGAGUUUCGACGACCGAUGCUGAACUCUGUGCGGCAAAGUACACGAGUGAAAUAGCGUUACGCAGCUCCUUGACGAUCGAGGUGUUUGCUCGACAUUCACAUAUGGCUGUCAGCACUGCCGUUCAUAGUGGCGCAGAGCAGCAGUUAAUACUGGCACACGGUGAAAGCAGCUCCGCUAGAACGCAAUAACGGGUGCCACUCUCGGUUAGCACACGGCUAAGACUCAACAAGGAAGCAUAAG